Molecule: messenger RNA, 1881 nt
Organism: Penicillium canariense
Lineage: Eukaryota; Fungi; Ascomycota; Eurotiomycetes; Eurotiales; Aspergillaceae
Product: GMC family oxidoreductase
Exons: 4
Coding region: 1-1881 (626 amino acids)
Molecular function (GO): oxidoreductase activity, acting on CH-OH group of donors; flavin adenine dinucleotide binding
Source: RefSeq, a predicted model, not a curated record
AUGGCGGCACCGGGUGCCGUGCAGGGCGUUGAGUCGCCUACUUGCUCUGUCGAGGAGUUUACUAGUACCUCUUUCGACUACAUCAUCUGCGGUGGCGGGACUGCGGGGUGUGCUAUCGCGGCACGCCUGAGCGAGAAUCCCGAUGUAAAGGUCGGAAUCGUUGAAGCUGGAAAGUAUCGUAUUGGUGAUCCUUUGGUGGAUACACCCGCGGCGUUCUUCCAAAUGUUUGAGGAUCCCGAGUAUGAUUGGUGUAUGUACACGGCACCACAGGAAGGCAAUCGAGGCCGAGUUCACCAUAUUCCCCGCGGCAAGCUGCUUGGCGGCUCUAGUGGCAUUAACUAUAUGAUGUAUGUCCGGGGCUCGCUACAGGACUAUGACGACUGGGCUGAGCUGGCGGAGGACGAGGGCUGGUCUGCGGAUAUAAUGCAGCAUUAUAUGCGCAAGCACCAGACUCUCGAGCCUUACGAUGCCGCAAUCAAUGAUCGCUCGACGAUGCCGGUGGUCGGCGAGUUUCACGGCACAAGCGGCCCCGUCCGAACGAGCUUCAACGACUCAAUUCUUCCCAUAGAGAAUGAUAUCAUCAAAGCGUGCGAUGAAGCCACGGGAAUCACAAAGAAGCCCACCGACCCCUGGAGCGGCGACCACAUCGGCUUCUUCCACAGUCUGGGCUCCAUCAUCCGGACCGGUCCCAACAAGGGCAAGCGUAGCUACGCCGCACGCGGCUACUACGAGGCUAACAAGGCCAGACCGAACCUGAAAGUACUCUGUUCGACGCUAGUGAACAAGGUCGUUCUGGACGGCAACAAAGCCACCGGCGUCAGCAUCUCGCACGAUGGCAAGGACUACGAGGUUUCCGCGCGACGCGAGGUGAUCGUCUGCGGCGGAACCAUCAAGUCACCGCAGAUCCUCGAGCUCUCGGGUAUCGGCGACCCUGCUGUACUCGAAGCCGCAGGUGUGCCGUGCAAGAUUGUGAAUCCUGCCGUCGGCGCAAAUCUCCAGGACCACUCCAUCACACUGGCCGUCUACGAGACCAAGCCCGGCACCGUUACUCUGGACACCUUCUACCAGAACCCCGAGAUAAUGCAGAACGCGCAGAAGCAGUACGUCGAGUCCAGCGGUGGACCGCUGAGCUGCACGUCCACCAUGCAGGGCUUCUUCCCCGCAAAGUCGGUCAUGUCCGACGCCGAGAUCGAGGCUGUGGUCCAGAGUAUCCGGGAUAUCAAGCCGACGAGCCAGUUCCACGAGAGGCAGCUCAAGCAGAUCAUCACUCACAUCGAGAGCGACGUCUCUGCUAACCUCCAGAUGGUCCUGAUUCCUGCGACGGCCAAUAUCGAUGGUAUCGAGCACCAGCGACACAUCUUCCCGCCAGCUUCCCCCGACAGGCCUGCUGGUGUGAGCUUUGCGAUCUGUCUGCAGUACCCGGUAGCCCGGGGCUAUGUGCACAUUGAAAGUGCCGACCCUACCAAACCCCCCGUCAUUCAACCCAACUACGGCGGCCACGACGCGGACAUCGCUCUUCUGGGCGCAGGUUUCCGCUGGGUCGACAAAGUCCGGCAAUCGGCACACGUCAACUCGACCCUGACGGACCGCGCAUUCCCGGAACCAACUGUGGACCUGGCCAACCUCUCCGCAGCCAAGGAGGCGGUGCACGACGCCGUGCUCGGUGAGUACCACAUCUGCGGCUCGGUCGCAAUGGGCGACGCGCUGGACUCACGGCUGCGUGUCAAGGGGGUGGAAGGCCUGCGUGUGGCAGACGCCUCGAUCUUCCCGAACAACGUGAGCGGGAACAUUGUCAGCAGCGUGUACGCGGUGGCGGAGAAGGCGGCGGAUCUGAUCAAGGAAGACUGGGACUUUGCGCCUCUCAAGGAGGCGAUGGCUUAA